ACGACACGAUGGUGUCACUUUCUUUUUUUCAAAUGGAAGUGGGUGGAUUGCAUUUGUUUUAAUUAAAACAUUAGUAUUUUUCGUUUCGAAUAGUUAAUUGUAACACUAAUUAAGUUUAUUUUAUUAAUAACAAUUAUGGUUUUAAGUGACAAUCUUCUAAGUGUUGUAUUUAGCGAAGGUUGACUCGGUACAGCUAUUUUUAUAACCUAAAUUAGUCAUCUAGCGAAGAUAAAUGAAGAGGUAGCAACUAGUUUGUGGAAACAUUACAAAAUCAUUUUAUAUAUUCGUCCUUGGGUAAUGAAACUGCCAACGUUUUGGAGCAGGUAAGCGAGACGCGGUUGCAUUUAGUGGUGCAGUACCGAACGAGUCACACAUCAGUGUCAGCCCUCACAAACCAGUUAUUUCGGUUUAAUUAUUUUGCUUAAAAAAACCAAAGAUGGCGAGCUUAUACAGCUGGUACAGAGACCUCAUGGACAACAGGGGUGACCCCCGAGUGAAGGACUGGCCGAUGAUGCAGUCUCCACUGCCAACUCUCGCCGCCUGUAUAUGCUACGCAAUAUGCGCCAAAGAGAUCGGACCCCGCCUUAUGGCUAACAGGAAACCCUUCGAAUUGAGAAGCGUGCUCAUCGUAUACAAUCUCGCGCAGACCAUAUUCAGUGCCUGGAUAUUCUAUGAGUACCUGAUGAGCGGUUGGUGGGGCCACUACGACUUCAGAUGCCAACUCGUUGACUAUUCGCGAAGCCCGAUGGCAAUGAGGAUGGCGAACACGUGUUGGUGGUACUACUUCAGCAAGUUCACGGAGUUCGCGGACACGCUGUUCUUCGUGCUGCGCAAGAAGAACGAGCACGUGUCCACACUGCACGUCAUCCACCACGGCAUCAUGCCCAUGUCCGUCUGGUUCGGGCUUAAAUUCGCGCCAGGUGGUCACAGCACAUUCUUCGCUCUUCUGAACACGUUCGUGCACAUAGUGAUGUACUUCUACUACAUGGUUUCGGCCAUGGGCCCCAAGUACCAGAAGUACAUCUGGUGGAAGAAGUAUCUCACCGCCUUCCAGAUGGUUCAGUUCGUGCUAGUGUUCAGCCACCAGCUGCAAGUGCUAUUCCGGCCGUCGUGCACGUACCCCCGCGUGUUCGUGUACUGGAUCGCCAUGCACGGCUUCCUGUUCCUCUUCCUGUUCAGCGACUUCUACAAGGCGCGCUACACCGCCUCCGAGAAGAAGUCCAGGAAACCAGCGAACGGCUUGUGUAUGGCGGUGCUGGAUGAUAGCAGUUCGCUAAACGGCAAGCAUGGCUACAAGCAGGAAGACGGCGAGGUACCCAACUCGUACGCGUCGUCGGCGGCGGAUGCGUUCGUGCGGCGGCGGCCCGUGUCAUAGUGGCGCCCUCUCCCGCGCGUCACGUCACCACUACAACAAUCCGAUCCUCCCCCUGACGGACGCCCAUCAACAAUCACUCUCGAGCUUGUUCGUACGGAGGUGAUCAAACACCGCCUUUGAAUACCAUUUAAGGUACUCGCCCUUAAGUAGUAUUUAAUCGCCCCUAUUGUUAGGUAUUAAACGUUAAUGCACAAAGUCACUUUAUAUCUUGAUUGAAUGCCUUGUAAUUUUAAGUGCAAAAACUAUUGAAUAUCCGUUCUAUUGAUCGUUAUCGUGUGUAUGGUUUGCGGUAUAUGUAUGCAUAUUGAGUUUAGACGUUAGUUAUGUGUAUUUCUUUAACUUAAAAUGUGUGUUUGAUAUAUUGUGCUAAUCAUACUAAUUAUAAUUGGUAGGUGAAAGUGAGAAGGGCAUUUUGUAUUGUGUUGUGUAUAUACUUCUACAAUGAUAAAUCAUAGCUAUUAAUCACGUAAAAAUAGUUUUACAGAAGGUUAACGGAUUUGUAAAUAUAAUUUUAUUACGAAGUUGAAGAAAGCAAAUAAUGAAUUAAAUGUUACCAAACAGUUGCACGAGUCCAGUGUCGGUUACAACAUUGUAUGAUAUCUAUUCUUUGGAUACUUAUUUCUGUACUCUGUGCUCAAAUAUUUCAUACUGAAUUUAUGUAUCUUCCUUUAUAUGAAUACUUUUUCCAUCUUUUAUAUAUACUAUAUACUUUGUACUUUGUAAUUUUUCAAGAGGCAGAAAGGGAAUAUUUUAGAAAUAUUUUAACGCAGAAUCUCUUCAGAAUUCAAUGAUGAUGUUUUUGUAGCCUACAACCGUGUGUACUCGAACUCUAAUCAAAAAUAUAUGCAAGUUAUUGCAAAUAGUCCUGGUGAGUGAUAACCAGGCGGGGGGACGAGUGCGCGCGGCUCAGGCAUGAAAUCACGGAGCUAAUGUUAGUAUUAUUUGGUACCACGUGUCGGUGGAUGCUUUAAAUGUUGUGCAACGUGCGGUGUGCGCCGGCGGCAGUGCGCAGGCCCGCGGCCGGCCACACCACAAUAACUGCUCAAGUAUUUGCUGCGUAUUCACUCUUUUGCAACUUUAUUUAUUAUUGUAAUAAAGGAUUUUACAAAAUGCAUUAA
Messenger RNA from Pectinophora gossypiella (pink bollworm), 2493 nucleotides. RefSeq names its product elongation of very long chain fatty acids protein AAEL008004-like. NCBI's taxonomy places the organism in Eukaryota, Metazoa, Arthropoda, Insecta, Lepidoptera, Gelechiidae. Gene Ontology annotation, cellular component: endoplasmic reticulum membrane. Bases 437 to 1375 code for a protein of 312 amino acids. Gene Ontology annotation, molecular function: fatty acid elongase activity. The transcript is spliced from 9 exons. Gene Ontology annotation, biological process: sphingolipid biosynthetic process; very long-chain fatty acid biosynthetic process; fatty acid elongation, polyunsaturated fatty acid. The record is from RefSeq and is a predicted model, not a curated record.